Messenger RNA from Paramecium tetraurelia, 543 nucleotides. RefSeq lists its product as uncharacterized. The transcript is spliced from 3 exons. NCBI's taxonomy places the organism in Eukaryota, Ciliophora, Oligohymenophorea, Peniculida, Parameciidae. The record is from RefSeq and is a predicted model, not a curated record.
AUGAGUGAUGAGUUUUUGACUUGCGCCAAGAUUAUUGAAUUUUUUUGGUUACUGCUAACAUUUGUGUUCUUUUUUUUUGCUGCUUAUGCUAAAUUCAGAUUGAAAAAGGAUAUUCAUUUAGAUAUUGAGAAUUUGAAUUCGAAUCACACAUCAGUUAAAUAUUAAGUUCCGUCUUAAUAAGGAGAUGCAUAGGAGAUUCAUAUGGUAGAUUAAAAUGUUUCGAAUUCUGGAUAAUUAUAAUCGACUGCUUAAUAAAAUAAAGAACCACCUACAAAAUUAGAAGAAUUUUACAAAAAGUCACUAAGUAUUACAAGUAGAACAUUCCCUUAAUUGGCAGUGGCUAUUAUUUGCAUUUUGAACGGGGCUAGUUAUGCAUUCGCAGUAGCUUGCGUCAUUUUGUACCUUGUUUCAAUCAUUCUAUUUAAUAUACUCCAAAUAUAAGAUUGUUUAGGGUCUUAAGCAAUGAAAAAUAUGUUUAAGUUGACAAAUAACAUUUGGUUAGUGUGUCUAUUCAUAAAUUAUUUAGCUAGUUCAUUAUUUUGA